AAGAAGAGGAUAAUAGAAGGGGAAAGGGGAGUGGAGGAUAGAAGGGGGAAAAUAUUGUUCCUCUUGGCAAAGCGUCCGCGUCACGUGUGUGUGUGUGCAGCUCUGCCCUCCGCGCUGUGCCAUGUGGAUGUGCGCGAGAUGGGGGAAUUCGGACGCGGGCUCCGGGCGGGCGCGCGGCGCGGGCGGCGCUCGGCGGCUCCAUGAGCGCGGUUUGUGUGAUUUUGCUAAAAUGCAUCACCAACAGCGAAUGGCUGCCUUAGGGACGGACAAAGAACUGAGUGAUUUACUGGAUUUCAGUGCGAUGUUUUCACCUCCCGUGAGCAGUGGCAAAAAUGGACCAACUUCCUUGGCGAGUGGACAUUUUACUGGCUCAAAUGUAGAAGACAGAACUAGCUCAGGGUCCUGGGGGAAUGCAGGACAUCCUAGUCCAUCCAGGAACUAUGGAGAUGGGACUCACUAUGAUCAUAUGGCGAGCAGAGACCUCGGGUCACAUGACAAUCUCUCUCCUCCAUUUGUCAAUUCCAGAAUACAAAGUAAAACAGAAAGGGGAUCAUACUCAUCGUACGGAAGAGACUCGAAUUUGCAGGGUUGCCACCAGCAAAGUCUCCUGGCCGGGGAGAUGGACAUCGGCAACCCCGGGGCACUGUCCCCCAGCAAGCCGGGCUCCCAGUACUACCAGUACUCCAGCAAUAACCCGCGCCGCCGGCCGCUGCACAGCACCUCCAUGGAAGUUCAGACAAAGAAAGUUCGGAAAGUUCCUCCAGGUUUGCCGUCCUCAGUAAGUACCGUGCGACGCGGCCCGGUGCGGUGGGGCGGGACGGGGUGGGAUGUGGCCAUUGGCACCCACCCUGCCUCGGGUGAUGGGUGGCCUUGGGACGAGGCGCAGGACCGCCCUGUGUCUGCUCCUGGUACUCCUGGGUGAUGGAUGCCCUUAGCAUGCCUGUCGUGGUGUGAGCCCCACGUGCUGAGGGCCGCGACGAAGGAUGGAGGAUGUAUUUCCAUGCAGGGUGCGGCUCACGGGAGAUCAGUGAGGCCUUGGGAUGCUGGGGGCACGCACUGGGGCUGCUGGGCAGUGCCAGGUGGCUGCCAGUGGGAGCUGCCGUGUGCUGGGGGCACACGGGGCAUAAUGAAGGAGCAGUAAUUAAGCAAGGCUGCUGUAGGUAGUGGGAGAAGCGUGUUGGCAGCCUUUGGAGGUCGGCCCUUGGGGGUGAAUCCUUGGUGAAGUCAGACCUUGGAGGUCAGCUUUUGGAGGUCAGCCCUUGGAGGUCAAUCCUUGGAGGUCAGUCCUUGGAGGUCAGCCCUUGGGGGUCAGCCCUUGGGGGUCAGAACUUGGAGGUCAGCUCUUGGAGGUCAAUCCUUGGAGGUCAACCCUUGGAGGUCAGCCUUUGUAGGUCAGCUCUUGGAGGUCAAUCCUUGGUGAACUCAGCCCUUGGAAAUCAGCCCUUGGAGGUCAGUCCUUGAAGGUCAGCUCUUGGGGGUCAGCUCUUGGAGGUCAACCCUUGGAGGCUUUUGGAUGUCAGGUCUUGGAGGUCAAUCCUUGGUGAACUCAGCCCUUGGAAAUCAACCCUUGGAGGUCAACCCUUGGAGGUCAGCCCUUGGGGGUCAGCUCUUGGGGGUCAAUCCUUGGAGGUCAGCCCUUAGAGGUCAUCCUUGGAGGUCAGCUCCUGGGGCUCAGCCCUUGAUGAGGUCAGCCCUUGGAGGUCAGCCGCUCUGCGGUACAGCCCUUUGUCUUUGGCCCCAAAUCUCUUCCUAAAACCUAUACAGUGCCUCUUUUUUUUUUUUUUUUUAAUGCUGAAGAAGCUGUUCCAAGGUACAGUGUGCCUUUGGAGAGCAGUUACACCGAGAUCUGGUGAAAUGUACAUAAAACAGUAAUUUUAAAAGAAGCGGUGGGCUGUUUCAAUAAGUAGAACAUAAAGGAGCGCUCUGCAUUUCAUUCCAACCUCGCAUUUCAUUCCGGGAUCGCAUUUCAUUCCGGUAUUGCGUUUCGUUUUUGUACUUUUUCUAUUUUUUUCUCCACCACAGCUUUAAAAAACACUGUUUUCCCAUCAGUAUCUGCAAACAGAGAACAAACCCCGACGCGAGGAGCACGUCCGUUCGGCGCUCGAUAGCCGUGUUUGUUUUAUCUUUAGAUCUGAUUGUUGGGAGGAGCGGGGUGGCAAUCAAUCGCGUGGAAUAUGUAACAAAUUGACGUAUUAAUCUCUGACGGGUUUUAUGUUUUUUGCCAUAAAUCCGACCGAAUUUGCGGAGUGCCAACAGCGCUGCUGCUGCUCCGGGCGGCGCGGGGCUGCGGUCACUGCGUACCGCGGGAUUCCAGCCCGACAGGCACAGACAGACACGGGGGGCCUGUUUCAGUUGCACAGAGUGCUGUGUGCUUUAUUGCGUCGGGCAGUGCCACGCAAAUCUGUUUUGUCAGCUGCUGAAAUACGGAAAAUCUCAAAGUUUCUGGUAAAAUAGCGACGCUGUUUUGGUGUUGAUUUAAAUGCAUGCUUUAAAUCUGCUUUGCUCUGUGCUUCGUGGUUCUGGUUUGCAUUGGGCCUCUGUACGGCAGUAGCUCACACCCCCCGAGGUCAUUACGGGAGUUGGGUUGCGGGUUCAGUUGUGGCGAAGCGGAGGAGCCCCCGGCCGCCCCCAGCAGAGCGGAGGGCUGGUGGUGGCCUGGCGGCGCGGCGUCUGUGCUGCCAAGCUGCUGUGGCACCGCGCUGUGCCCCGGCUGCGGGUCAGCCUGGUGCUGUGAGCGUUGGAGAUGUCAGCUCAGGGCUUUGAGGCUGCUGGAAGAGUUUUUCCUGGGUUGCUUCUUGCUGCAGAAGAAGGAAGGGCAGUUUGUGCUCGUGCCCCUCGGUCCCAGCGUGUGCUUGCUUUGGGUGCAGGACGGACGCGCUGCCGCAGCUCGGCGCUGCCCGCCUGUCCUCACUUUGCAGCCGGGUGUCUCGAGUAGAAAUCCACCUUAAAGCCGCGAGUUUGCUUCAGUGGCACGCACGGUUCGUAUGGAAACGGGUGAGAUACAGGAAGGUGUGCCUGGACGUUCUGGCUCUGCUUUCCAGAAGCGGUCGGCGCACGUCCAGCAGUGCAAGCACGAGGACGCUGUGGUGCCGAAAGGGACGGAGCCUCCCUGAUGUGAGCGGGUGACGUGAGCCCGCGGGCCCGUGCGGCACAGCCGGGCGCAGCCCAGGGGUGCCGGGCAGGAGGAGCGUGCUCGGUGUGGCAGGUCGGGCUGCGCUGUGCUGGUGGAGUCACACGGGGCUGCGGUGCUGGAGGAGGUAUUUGCAUUUAUAAAUGGGCUAACUCGAUGAUAAUACACUGAGUUGAUAGGGUGGAAUUACCGCUGUAUUUCUCUUAAAAUAUGUAUAUUAACUUGUUCUCCGUGUGAUUUACGCGGCGGAUAUGGAGAUUAAUGCAGCAGCGUUUGUGAAAGCGGUUAUUGUUGAUUAAUUCAUAAGUAGUCUUAUAAAAAUUUCAAUGAUAAAUGGUAAUAAAUACGUCGUAUCGGCUCCCCUGAACGGCACGGAAUGGCUGCGAGUUUUGAAAACAAAGUAAAUGACACUAAGAGCUAAUCACAGCUCUGCAAACAGCGAGGCCCCGAAGCUGGAGCUGCGGCGCGCGCGGCCCAUUGCCUCCCAUUGCCUCCCAUUGCCUCCCAUUGCCUCCCAUUGCCUCCCAUUGCCUCCCAUUGCCUCCCGUUGCCUCCCAUUGCCUCCCAUUGCCUCCCAUUGCCUCCCAUUGCUCCUCCUGGGCAGCGGCACGCAGAGCUCUGCCGGGCAGCAGAAAGGAGGGGAGGUUUGGGGCGCUGCGGCCGCUCCAGCUGGAGGUGAGGCACAGGCCUGGCCGUGCUGCAGAAGCGGCCGCUGCCGCAGCUCGGUUUGGAUCCCGAGGGCCAGCCUGGGGUGCCGAGCCGUGGCGCGGCGAUGCUUUCUGUGUCCCCAGCCGGCCGGGAGCAUCUGGUGGGGGCGGCGGUGACGCCGGCAGUCCUGCUUUCGGGGGAGGUUUGGCCUACGGGUUCGCAGCGCAGCAAAGCUGCGGGCGUCUGAGCUUCUGCCCCGCAGGCAGGAGCCGACAUCACCGCACGGCUACGCAGCUGCGGCGGCGAGGAGCCGCGCCGCGGCCUGGAGAGGCGUGCUGUGCCACGUGGGUGCUGCCGUCCCCGGCGUGCGGUCCCGCACGACUGUCCUCACCUCUGACUCCGUCCGAAGGCUUUGCCGUUGUUCCGGUCGGUAACCUGAAGCCUCCACUUGGCUGCUGGUGGUUUACUCACACCUGACCUUUCACAGUGCUUUCGCAGCGCUGUGCGGCUCAGCCGGCUUAACCUCACCUGUGGAGCAGAAAUAAUCCGUCUCUGGAGCACGGCCCUUGGAAGCGGUCCAUCUGAAACGAGUGCCUGGCAGGGUGGCAGCCUUGUUGCUGUACGGAAUCACAGAGUCACAGAAUGGUUUGGACUGGAAGGUACCUUCAAGAUCCCCUAGUUCCAGCCCCCAGCUACAGGCAGAGACGCCUCCCACCACACCAGGUUGCUCACAGCCCCAUCCAGCCUGGCCUUGAGCGUUUCCAGGGACGGGGCAUUCACAACCUCAUUGGGCAACCUGCUCCAGUGUCUCACCACCCUCACAGUGAAGAAUUUCUUCCUAAUAUCUAGGCUACAUCUUCCCUCUGACAGCUUAGGGCCAUUUCCCCUCACCCUGUCGCUAUCUGCCCUUAAAAAAGUCCCUCCCCAGCUUUCCUGUAGUCCCCUUCAGGUCCUCCCAGAGCCUUCUCCUCUUUAGGCUGCAGAGCCCCGGCUCUCUCAGUCUGUCCUUACAGGGGAGGUGCUCCAGCCCUUUGAUCAUCUCUGUUCAUCUCCAGGUACUCCUUUUCGGGACCAGGCUUUCAGUGGUGUGACUGAGUGCAGCUCAGCUCCUGCAUUUCCUCCAUCUUCAGCCCUCCUUCUUUUGCUGUGGUGCCACCCCAUGCAGUCACUGUGGUGCACUGCAUUCAUUUCCACUCCUCCUUGGACUCCUUUUUGACUGUGACUGGAGCUGCCUGCAUCCCACCCUGCCCGUGGAGAGGUGCUCUUCUUUUCCACAGCUGUGUCCCAGGGAUCUCUGCGAUACGACCGCGUGCCCCGGGCUGGGGGUUGCAGUCAUGAGCCCCAGGCUUUGCUGUCUCCCGACUUCAUCGCUCCUGCUAACAGCAGAGCUAAGGCAGCACUGAGCUCACAGCUUUUAGGCUGUUAGGGUAACUUUUCCUUUUGGAGUCCAGCACGUGGCAGUGUGUGAGUUGCUCUAGCUUGUUUCUCAGUGUAUGAAUGCGCCUGCUUUGGGAAGCGCAGCCCUCUUUGCAUUAUUGCUGCAGGCCACCCGCAGCUGUGCAUUGAGUUCAAAGGCUCUGGGGUAAGGCUGCUCAUCUUCCCUCCUCACCUUAGCUCUGUCUGGAGAGUCGUAGAAUCACAGGAUGCCUGGGUUGCAAAGAACCACAGUGCUCACCCACUUCCAACCCCCUGCUGUGUGCAGGGCCACAGCCACCAGCCCAGGCUGCCCAGAGCCACA
Molecule: messenger RNA, 5516 nt
Organism: Phasianus colchicus (ring-necked pheasant)
Lineage: Eukaryota; Metazoa; Chordata; Aves; Galliformes; Phasianidae
Source: RefSeq, a predicted model, not a curated record